This is a messenger RNA of Orbicella faveolata, 898 nucleotides long. RefSeq names its product stromal cell-derived factor 2-like. Lineage: Eukaryota; Metazoa; Cnidaria; Anthozoa; Scleractinia; Merulinidae. The record is from RefSeq and is a predicted model, not a curated record.
GACCGUGUAGCGUUCUUUUUCGUUGAUUCAAUAUGGCCGCGACUUUAGCUUGCAUUUUUCCCUUUAUAAAAACAGUUAGAACGAGUAUAUUUGUUAAAUACGCCUAUUUAUUGAUAAGUUUAUUAUCUGUGCUGUCCAGUAGUACAUUAGGAGAUUCCAGAGAUUUUAAAUAUGUUACAUGUGGAAGCGUUUUAAAGCUGCAUAAUCCAAAACAGAAUGUUCGUCUUCAUUCUCAUGAGGUUAAAUAUGGUUCAGGGAGCGGACAACAGUCUGUUACAGGAGUUGAGAGUGCAGAUGAUGGCAACAGUUACUGGGUGGUCAGAGGGAAAACAGAUGCUCCAUGUAAACGAGGGAGUCCAGUUAAGUGUGGCAGCACAUUAAGAUUACAACACUUGGCAACCAAACGCAAUCUUCACAGUCAUCACUUUCAGUCACCGAUCUCUCAUAACCAGGAAGUGAGUGCAUUUGGUGAGAAUGGACAAGGCGAUGAGGGAGAUCACUGGUCUGUUCUUUGUUCAACAAAGUUUUGGGAACGACAGGAUAAAGUCAGAUUCAAACAUUCAGCAACUAAAGUUUAUCUUCAUAUAACUGGAGAUCAGUUUGGCCGACCCAUUAACGGUCAGAGAGAAGUCAGUGGUUAUAGUUAUCCUGAAGCAGCCAAUGAAUGGAAAGCAACGGAGGGAAUUUAUGUGAAACCUGACAACUGAUUGUAACAUUGAUUGAUUCUAUUGCAAACUGCCACCUAGAUGUACACUUAGCAAUGGGAGUGAGCUCGAACAAGAUAGCGAUUUUAUAUAACUUAGUAUCAAUUUGUAGCUUGGACUCGUUAUUUUUGUCAUGGAACAUUGUUAGAAAAGAAACUUCAACAAUAAAGAACUACUAAACCGGUGAUAGUAAA